AUGAAACUUUUCUCCACACCAUUUGAACUCGACUACUACGACGAUUCUGGAAAUCCAUACAUGGAUGACAUUUCUCCCCUUAAGGUGCCUGAAGAUACUAAACUGGUGCUUGGGCUCAACAAAUAUUCACACGACACGACGCUCUGUGCUGCCGACAUCAAGACCGGUAAGGUCCUGUUCGCUUUAUCAAAAGAGCGACUCUCGCGCAAGAAACACGACGCCGGUAACGUGGCUACUUUGGUAGAAUCAUGCUUGAAGUGUUUGAACUUGGAUUACGAUGCGAUUGAAAAGGUGGUCAUGAACAAUCACCAUCACCGAAUCCUUCCUUUAGAAGAAUCACGUGAACAUAUGGAAUGGGAAAGUGGUCUAGGUAUCAAUGGUGGGAUUGAAAGCGGAUACGAUGAUGAGGAAAAUUUGUUGCUAGAUGCAGAUCGGGCAAGUUUUAUUUUUACGGAGCUGUCGCAUCAUUUGGCACACGCCUACUCGACAGCAACACAGAGUCCAUUUGAUUCUGGUCUGGUGGUAGUAAUGGAUGGUAUGGGCGAAACCUACAGGACCAUGCUGCGGGGACAAAAGACAAAGGAUCCUACUUAUGUCAGUGAUUUCUCAUUUGGAGAGGAUAGUUUCCAAAUCAUUCCCAGUAAUUUGCAAGAACAGAGUCAGAUUAGCUAUUUUGACUGGAGGGAAGCAGAAAGUGUUUAUGUGUAUACAAAAAAGGAGAACUCCAUAGAUUUGAAGCCAAUCUUUAAGCGCUUCACGCCAGAAAGAUCACCACCUUCGCUCUUUAAUCAUGGAUUUGAAAACAUGGAUAGUGUUGGAGCUCUCUAUUCACGAGCCUCGUCUCAUAUUUUUGGCGACUGGAAUGCUUGCGGCAAAGUCAUGGGGCUAGCUCCUUGGAUGGGUAGUUCCUGGAAGGACGGAGAUCUCGUUCAGCGCCCAGUGGAAGAGGAACGUCGGGUCAUGUUUGGAUCUUUAUAUUCCGAGGAUGACGACAAGAAAUUCCAACAAGACAAGAGCGUUAUCUCGGGAAUGCCUCUAAUAUCUCGUAUGGACGCAGAUUUGUUUGAUGAGGACGGAAAUCUAGUAAAGAAGCGAAGAUAUGAUUUCGAUGAUGACGAAGGUCUGAAGAAGCAGGAUGAUGGAAAUGAAGUCCAAGAGAAACGAUUGCCAACAAAAGUGGCUCUCGACGCUAUAUCACUAGCCCACCGCAUCCAAAUUGAUCUGGAAGCUAUUGUGAUUGAUUUCGUCAAACAUUUCAAAGAACAAACAGGUGAAGAGAAUCUAUGCAUUGCUGGGGGAGUGGGAUUAAACUCUGUAUUGAAUGGGCGUCUAUCAAGGGAGCUAGGCUUCUCCAACACUUUCAUCACUCCGUACCCUGGUGAUGACGGGGUUGCUGUUGGUUGCUGCGCUUUUGGUCUGUUUGGUAAUGGUCUUCUUGAGGAGCAAAAGGAGACGGAGGAACGCCCGCCCAUCUGGAAAGAGCCUCUUUCUCCGUACCUAGGCCCCGCACCGACUGAGGCUGCAAUCAAGGCUGCCAUUGAGGCUGCCGCACCAUGGCUUCAAGUGGAAGAAGUUCGUGAUGAAAGUUCGAGACUCGAGCUCGCUGCCCAAGAAAUUGAAUCAGGUGCAGUCAUCGCGUGGUAUCAUGAUCGAUCAGAACUUGGCCCUCGUGCAUUGGGACAUCGCAGUAUUUUGGCAGAUCCUCGGAAAAAGGGCCUCGUAAGAUUCAUCAACCAGUACACGAAGAGCCGCGAGAGUUUUCGCCCAUUUGCACCAAGUGUACUUGCAGAGUAUGCUGACGACUGGUUUGAGCUAGGCGAUACAUCGUCUGAUUCCAACAAGAGUCCGUACAUGAGUUUAACUGCAAUGGUCCGCGAAAAGAAGAGAAAGUUGAUUCCAGCUGUCACUCAUGUUGAUGGCUCAUCCCGCCUGCAGACCGUAACUGCAGAAGCAGAGCCAUUGUACCACAAGCUUAUCUCUAUGUUCUAUGAUUUGUCCGGAGUUCCCCUUGUGUUGAAUACAUCUUUCAACACGAUACCUGGCGAACCUAUUGUUGAAAGUCCAUCUGAUGCUAUCCGAAGUUUUUUGUGCUCUUUCGGAUCUGUAGAAACGCUUGUCAUGGGAGACUACGUCAUCAAGAGGAAAACUGCUAAUCUAAAAACAUUACUGGGAGAGGCCGACAAGCGUGAUAUGGAGAUUGUCACAGAAGCAUUGUGCCCGAAGCGAGUUGGACCCUGUACGUUUCAAACGAUUACCGAAGCUGAUGCCGGGACUGUCGACCCAGAGUCAGUUGUCAGUAAAACUAGAGUUCGAAUGCCAGCACGCCCCAUGCACCAUGAUGGGGAUGAGUGGUUUGAGAUUUUGGACGAGUUGGAGGGCGAACUCUUAUCUGUUUGUGACGGUACAGCCACUUUGAGCGACAUCUUUCAAGAGUACACGGCCAUGGAUGAAGACGAAGAAAUGGAUAAGGAACGCGUCGAAGACGUCGAAGUACUUCUACAGAACAUAGUCUAUCGCCUUGUCCGUCUGUAUGAAAAUACACUGGUUUCUUGGUAA
Messenger RNA from Cylindrotheca closterium, 2556 nucleotides. Lineage: Eukaryota; Bacillariophyta; Bacillariophyceae; Bacillariales; Bacillariaceae. The record is from the annotation of a GenBank genome assembly.